Messenger RNA from Knipowitschia caucasica, 2292 nucleotides. The record is from the annotation of a GenBank genome assembly. Lineage: Eukaryota; Metazoa; Chordata; Actinopteri; Gobiiformes; Gobiidae.
AUGAUGGUGGAAUCGGCUUCGGAGACCCUACGAACGACGCCGUCCAGUCAGAAUGGAGUCAGCAGCCUCACCAGCCAAUCAGAUGGGGGCGGAGGCAGAGAGGGCGGGUCCAACGGCGACGCCAACGGAGAGAUCAGCCCGGUAGAUUUACUCCACCUGCAGCAGCAACAGGCGUUACAGGCGGCCCGACAGUUCCUCCUGCAGCAGGCCUCGGGACUCAACUCUCCGAGCAGCACUGAAAUCAAGCAGAGCCCUGUGCAGGUGCCGGUGUCCAUGGCGAUGAUGAGUCCUCAGAUGAUCACUCCUCAGCAGAUGCAGCAGAUCCUGUCCCCGCCACAGCUGCAGGCUCUUCUCCAGCAGCAGCAGGCACUGAUGCUGCAACAGUUGCAGGAGUACUACAAGAAGCAGCAGGAGCAGUUGCACCUCCAACUUUUGUCCCAACAACAACAACAACAACAGCAGCAGCAGCAGCAACAGCAGCAACAGCAGCAGCAGGUCAAACAGUCCCCCAAAGAGAUCGAAGCAUUAGUUCAACAGUAUAUUAUGUGGGAUACUAUGGAUAAACCAAGAUCCCAUCACAGCCCUAAGACCAGCCCCAUCAAUCAGAGCAGAUUACUGUCACCGCCUCACCACAGGGGGCUCCACCACAGCGCUGAAACAAGUAUCAAACCUCUGGGCAGUAAACAGCUGGCCUUCCAACAGCAGCUCAUCCAGAUGCAGCAGCUUCAGCAGCAGCACCUCCUCAACCUCCAGAGACAAGGCCUGGUGCCGAUGCAGCCCACCGCCGCCAUGCAGUCACUCCAACAAGCGAUGUGCCCGUCGGACCUGCAGCAGCUGUGGAAGGAGGUCGCUGGUGUCCCGAGCUCCGAAGAGUCUUUGAAGCAGGCGGAAGGGCUGGACCUAAGCACCUCCAGCUCCAACACUACCUCAGCCUUCCCCAAAACCCCCAGUGCCCAUCUGCCCCUGCACGCCCUGGCCAACGGGCAGAGCCACACGCCCAAGAGGCAAGACAGAGCCCGACUGUUCGAGUGGAUCUCGUCCUUCACUAAAGCCGACUGUGCGGACGACCAGAUCAGCCUGUACAGUAAAAGCCAGCCGCCCAGCAGCCAUCAUGAAGAGCACUCGGGCUCCCACCCGCUGUACGGACACGGAGAGUGCAAGUGGCCUGGAUGUGAAGCUCUGUGCGACGACAUGGGACAGUUCAUCAAACAUUUGAACAACGAACACGCGCUGGACGACCGCAGCACGGCCCAGUGUCGAGUGCAGAUGCAGGUGGUGCAGCAGCUGGAGAUACAGUUAUCCAAAGAGAGCGAGCGGCUGCAGGCCAUGAUGGCUCAUCUCCACAUGAGGCCUUCGGAGCCCAAACCCUUCAGCCAACCAUUGAACCUAGCCUCCAGCGCCGCCCUGCUGAAGCGGGAGAGUGAUGCAUAUUCCGAGGGGCUGCAGCACCCGCCCACCUCGGCCGCGACCCCCAUCACCCCCCUGCGCUCGGGCCCCUCCGUCAUCAGCUCCUCGGGCCUGCACCCGCACGCCCACUCGCACGGCGUGGGACCCAUACGCAGGCGCAACUCCGACAAGUACUGCACGCCCAUCGCCUCAGAGUUGGCUCAGAACUGCGAGUUCUACAAAAACGCUGACGUCAGACCUCCAUUCACGUACGCCUCCCUUAUACGCCACGCGAUACUGGAGUCUCCAGACCGGCAGCUGACUCUGAACGAGAUCUACAAUUGGUUCACGAGAAAGUUUGCCUACUUCAGGAGAAACACCGCCACAUGGAAGAAUGCCGUGCGUCACAACCUGAGCCUGCACAAGUGCUUUGUGCGCGUGGAGAACGUGAAAGGUGCCGUGUGGACCGUGGACGAGGUCGAGUACCAGAAGAGGAGACCACCAAAGAUGACCGGAAGCCCCACUCUGGUGAAGAAUAUGAUUUCCGGCCUAGGGUUUGGUUCUCUAAACGCCAGCUACCAGGCGGCGCUGGCGGCUGAGAACAGCCUGUCUCUCCUGAGCAGCUCCCUGGUGUCUCCUCCGUCUGCUCCCAGCCUCAACAUGCUGCAUGUGGGACACGACGACGUCAGCUCCACAGUGGAACAAGUGCACAGCAACGGCAGCUGCAGCCCCACCCUCAGUCCUCAGCAGUACAGCCACCCGGUGCACGUGAAGGAGGAGCCCACCGAUCUGGAGGAGGACAGCAGACCCAUGUCCCUGCUCACCGGGGUCUCACACAGCCUGCCCCUGCCCAGCGACGAGAGGGACCUGGAGGAGGACAUGCCCACGGAGGAGCUGCUGGAGUAG